CAGUGGGUCCAUUCUCACCGCGUUUGUUCCUUCAAUGUUGUCAGAGGGCCGGUGUCCUAGCAGAUAUUGGUAUAAUAGCCCAAGCACUUCAAAUGGUGAGGUUUGUCUUGUUUAGCGCGGCCACUUCUUAAUUCUACUGUCAAGGAGAGUUCUACAAAAGAGGAACCAACACGAGUAAGCUAAUGUGCUAAGAUUGUAACUGGAAGUAUCAAGUUUGUGUACACGGGUAAUUUUGCAGAUUUAAUCCAACAAGAGGCGCUAGUUAGCUAACAUAGCCAGCUAAAUACUUCAUUUUGUUGUUACCGAGGCGGAGUUGCUUUUCAUAGCGAGCAACAUGCCGGAAUAUCUGGAGGACCCGUCUGUUCUCACCAAAGAUAAACUCAAGAGCGAGCUUUUGGCCAACAAUGUUGCUCUCCCAACCGGAGACCAGCGAAAGGACGUUUAUGUGCGUCUGUAUCUGAAAAACUUGACCGUGCAGAACAACAAGAUCCUAUCUACAGACGCCUUCUCCAGCGACGAGGAGUUGCUUGUCCCGGUAGUGUCAAACAAAAGUCGCUCGGGCAGGAAAGCCACGAGGAAAACGGACAAGCCUCGGCCAGAGGACCUGGAUGUGACUGAGCUGACCAGUGAGGGCCUGAAGGAUGAGUUGCUCAAAUAUGGAAUCAACGUAGGACCCAUCGUGGCCUCAACCCGUAAGCUGUAUGAGAGAAGGCUCCAGAAGCUGUUGGACCAGGGUCCUCCUGAGACCGUGGCUUUACCGGUGGUCAUCACUCAGGUAGACAGCAACCACAACGGCAACUCUGACUCAGACCGCUACAGCGACAAGGAAGAAGAGGUGACUACAGAACCAGAGCCUGUCCCAGUCCCCAUGGUGGAGAGACCUGUCAGAAGCAGAGGGAAGACCCCAGUCACCACCAGGACCCGCAGCAGCCAGCACAACCGGAUCUAUGCUCCGGAGGAGGAGGAUGAUGAUGAUGAUCUUGAGGAAGAGCAUCCUGUGUUGAACAUAAAGAGACCAUUGAGGAGAUCAUCUCAUAGAGUCGACCAGAUGGUCCCUGCAAGCGAUGAUACUGAUGUCUCUGAGCUAUCAGCUGGUGAGGGAGUUCUUCACCCUCCAAGAGAGGCAAAUACCAAGGAACCUCUGCUUCUGGAAGUCCUUAAGGAACCUAAGCCUAUAUUGGCAGAGAAGCCAAGCUCUAAGUCCACUCCCUUACUGCAUGGCCUAGCCCAUGCCCAGUCCACUAGGACUAUCCAUCAGGUUGUCCUAACAGCCAGGGCCGAGUCUCCAUCACCCAGACUGACUCAGCUGUGCUGUGAGGAGGAUGGUGGUCUUCCUCUCACUCUGACUACGAAAGCUCCCAGUAGUGAGCUAAACACCCUACUCAAUACAGCUCUUUUAGAGGAUCCUGCACCAAGUAUCCAUGCUCCAGUAGGACAGAGCAUAAGACCCCUGAAACAAUGGCCUCUGGGGGUACCACAGGAAGUCCGCCCGCUCCAAGUAGCCAACUCUUCCCCACUACCUCGUUUGUCUGGAAAUGACCCCUUGGCCUCCUUCACCGUCAGGCCUGUAAGCUACGUCUCACACACCCCCUCAUCUCCAUCCCUGAAAGAACAACUGGAAUCCCUAUCAUCUCUCUCUGCCAAGUUUGACAUGCUGUCCAAUCGCUUUACUCGGCAGGAUCAGCGUAAGUCUAAAAAUGACCUCGAACCUAAGUGGAAACAGCAGAAAAACACCCCCUUCCUCUCCUCUGUGACCCCAGUGAGGGGGCAGGACCGUGUCUCCUCGAGUAUCUCUAAGGAGCCAUGGGUGGAGAAGAUAGCAGCUGGUGAGCAGACACCCAACAGGGUGGAUGAGAAGGAUAUCCUGAAGGAGAUGUUCCCCUACGAGACCAACACUCCAACAGGAAUCAACGCCACCUGUCGACGGCCCAUCCGAGGGGCAGCCGGCAGGCCCCUAAAGUCUGGUGACCUGUGGACAGAUGAGACCCUCCUGCGCUCCUCUCACUCUUCCUACACAGAGAGCCGCACCGCCACCGUCCACAGAGUCCCCACCCUGCCCCCCUCUACCAGGCUGUUAACGUCAGUGGCACCCCCUGCUGGAAAGGCCAUAGCACCACCCCAUGGCCUGCCUGUCUGGCUGAAGCUGCUGCUCCUCGGCAUUGUAGCUGGCUUCAUAUUCUUCAUCUACCAGACCAUGGAGACCAACGCUAUGGCCCCCUUCGGAGGGUCCUCAGAUUCCAUGCAGACCAGUGGCAGUGAGGUCCGCAAGUGAAGCCUGGAAGACAGUGCUCUGGCAGCAUAAUGUUACUGCCACCACUUUCAUCGUUCCUCGCUUCCUUGGCAUUUUAGUUUUUUUCCCCCGGUUUUCGUCACUCAUAAUUGGUUAAAUGGUCUGGUACGGGAGCCUAAUCUGUAUCGACGCCUCCUGAAGACGGCAAUGUCCAAAAUGAUAUAUUGAACGUUGAAGAUGACCACCACUUCUCAUUCUAAAAUGACAAUACUGUCUUCUGUUUGUUUCAGUCCGUCCUUUCCCCAUCUGUGAGGCUGAGAGAAAGCCAGUCGCACCAAUGAUCUCCAGAUAACGUACAUACACCGAAACAGUGGCUUCCAAAUUAUGUGAACUUGCCUUAUAUGGUCUAUGUUUUAGUUUUACAUCUCUGCAUGGUGUAAUCGUAUGAUUGCAUUUGCCGGAGUCUGUGAAAGAGAAUUGCCUGUGUCUGUGUUUAACACGGUUUGCUUUUGUAAUGCUGUCACCAUAAUCUAAUGCAGUUAUUAGCAAAAAAAAACAGUCAGGCAAAGACUGAAGGAAUUUCAACCAAUUGUAUUCAGAUAUUUCUUGAUCGAACCAUGUAUACAGCGGGUAUGUGUGUGAGACUGGGAUUAAUAACUCAUGCACACACAGCUCUUAUGUCUUUUUUUUUUAUUGAAAAUGUCUGUGGAGCCUAAUUAGUCAUGUAUGUAUUCAUUGUAAUAAAUAAUGUAAUAUCCUCUCAAUAAAACUGUAAUAUGUAAGGA
Messenger RNA from Oncorhynchus kisutch (coho salmon), 3015 nucleotides. RefSeq names its product lamina-associated polypeptide 2, isoforms beta/gamma. Lineage: Eukaryota; Metazoa; Chordata; Actinopteri; Salmoniformes; Salmonidae. The coding region runs from base 335 to 2272 and encodes 645 amino acids. The transcript has 13 exons. Gene Ontology annotation, molecular function: DNA binding. The record is from RefSeq and is a predicted model, not a curated record.